This is a messenger RNA of Cebus imitator (Panamanian white-faced capuchin), 1543 nucleotides long. RefSeq names its product thrombospondin-type laminin G domain and EAR repeat-containing protein. The transcript is spliced from 5 exons. Bases 1 to 735 code for a protein of 244 amino acids. Gene Ontology annotation, biological process: signal transduction. The record is from RefSeq and is a predicted model, not a curated record. Lineage: Eukaryota; Metazoa; Chordata; Mammalia; Primates; Cebidae.
AUGCCUAGAGCAGUCACAGAACAGAAGCAGUACAUGGGAAAACAGCCAGACCAGGACAAGAACCAGAGACCCAGGCGGUGGCGUCCCUGCCUGAAAGGGCAUACGCUGUACGGCAGGCUUGGAGCAGGAGCCUCUCCUCCUGAUAAAGGAGUUGUAGCACCUUGCAUCCAGUUCCUGUGGAAAGUUGGCCUCAGGCCUGACAUCCUGGAAGCUCCGCAGCUCGAGGCUGAUGGCAGAGGUGCUGCAGUGCGCCUCCGUGUGCAGCCCCAGACCUGCUGCCUCUUGAGGGUGACAUUAGGUGCUGCGGACUGGGAGGUCUUCCACAUCGGGGAGAGGAUCUUCCUCGCCGUGGCCAACAGUCACAGCUAUGAUGUGGAGAUGCAAGUCCAGAAUGAGUCCUACGUCAUCAACUCUGUCAUCUACGAGCUGAAUGUGACCGCACAGGCCUUUGUCAAGUUCCAGGACAUUCUCACCUGCAGUGCUCUGGACUGGGAGUUUUUCUCGGUGGGAGAAGAUUCCUUCCUGGUGGUCGCUAACUCCUUUGAUGGGCGCACCUUCUCGGUGAACAGUAUUAUUUACAGGUGGCAGGGCUACGAGGGCUUCGUGGCGGUGCACAGCCUCCCCACUGUGGGCUGCAGGGACUGGGAGGCCUUCAGUACCACGGCCGGCACCUACCUCAUCUACUCCAGCGCCAAGGAGCCCCUCUCCAGGGUCCUGCGGCUGAGGACACGCUGAUGCCGCUGCCAUCGGGAGCAGCUGGAGUGGCCGGAUGGGGCGAGACCCCAGGACCUCCCGCUAAAUGGCCCUGGACAUCUGGUGGGCAGAACCUCGGGUAGCCGGGGCCUGGGCUGUGGGCAGGGUGCAGGUGGGGCCGUCUGCAGCCUUGGUUCGGGCAGGAACAUGCAUCCACUUCUGGGUUGUUCUGAGCCACAGCCCCAGGGACGGCCUGGCCACAGCCCACAGCUCUGGGUCCUGCAGGCGGAGGUCCAGAGUCCCCACCGGCUCUCGCCCAUCUGAGUGUCAGGCAGGGAUUUCGCCACCAAUGAAACGUUCUAUAAAGAUUUACCUCAAACAACAGGCCCUCAGGCUUGUGACCUCGAGCUGGCCUCGCACCGGCCCCUCCCGCUGUGUGCACCCGGCCGCCCGAGCAGACGUGGGCCGCCCUCGACGCUGCCCGCGAUGCCUCCACCUAUUUAUUGUGUUUUAUCUGAACAGAACUGUAUUUAUAUAGCUCUUUACAAACCACUCUCAGCAGCAGGGGGGUACAGCCCUUUGCCACAGACACAGACAGAGGGCCACCUCCCCUGUACAGGGAGCAGCCUCCACCCAGCCUCAGUUUACCCAUAAAUGCACUGGGGCCAGGUCAGAAAUAACAAGCCUGGGUGUGGCCUGGGUGGCACCCCCUCCCCAAGGCCCCACCCACAAGGACCUGAGUUCCCUGUGGAAUUGCUUCUGGGCCCAGGAUUUUUUUUUUUUUUUUUAAAGACAGGGUUUCACCAUGUUGGUCAGGCUGGUCUUGAACUCCCGACCUCAGGGAUGACCU